ACACUGAGUCUGUCAGCUGACUUAUCUUAUGACAACCUACAAAUUUUAUUAGUUGUUAAUCGAUUCCAUUCACACUUACAAGUAGAUAGUUGUGAUAGUGUUUGGUUGCUGAAGUUUAAUAAUUUAAUACAUUAUUAUCUCAAUUAUUUCUUAGAUCUUAUAACAAAAUGUCGAAAGGAAAAGUAGGCGAUGAAGAACGAGAAACAAACUUCGGUUAUGUCCAUGCUGUUUCUGGUCCAGUCGUUACUGCUGAAAAAAUGUCUGGAUCUGCUAUGUACGAACUUGUACGUGUAGGAUAUUUCGAGUUAGUAGGAGAGAUUAUUAGAUUAGAAGGAGAUAUGGCUACUAUUCAGGUAUAUGAAGAAACGUCUGGUGUAACUGUUGGGGAUCCUGUUUUAAGAAGUGGGAAACCUCUUUCAGUAGAAUUAGGACCUGGUAUUAUGGGUUCAAUUUUUGAUGGUAUUCAACGUCCAUUAAAAGAUAUUUGUGACAAAACUGAAAGUAUAUACAUCCCCAAAGGUAUCAACGUUCCAGCUCUUUCUAGAACUUCUAGUUGGGACUUUGCUCCUAUCAAUAUUAAGUUGGGAUCCCAUUUGACUGGUGGUGAUAUAUAUGGUAUAGUACAUGAAAAUACUCUGGUUAAACACAAAAUGCUCCUGCCACCUAAAGCUAAGGGAACUGUAACAUACGUGGCAGAACCUGGAAACUAUACAGUUGAUGAAGUUGUAUUAGAAACCGAAUUUGACGGAGAACGUACAAAAUAUACUAUGUUGCAAGUUUGGCCAGUACGUCAAGCUAGACCAGUUAGUGAAAAAUUACCAGCUAAUCAUCCUCUAUUAACUGGACAACGUGUUCUAGAUGCAUUGUUCCCCUGUGUACAAGGAGGAACCACAGCUAUACCUGGUGCUUUUGGUUGUGGAAAAACUGUAAUUUCCCAAUCUUUGUCCAAAUAUUCCAAUUCAGACAUUAUCAUUUAUGUUGGUUGUGGUGAAAGAGGAAAUGAAAUGUCUGAGGUAUUGAGAGAUUUUCCAGAAUUAACUGUCGAAAUUGAUGGACAAACUGAAUCUAUUAUGAAAAGAACUUCUUUGGUUGCCAAUACUUCUAACAUGCCUGUAGCUGCUCGUGAAGCUUCCAUUUACACUGGUAUCACUCUUUCUGAGUACUUCCGUGAUAUGGGUUACAAUGUUUCCAUGAUGGCUGACUCUACAUCUCGUUGGGCAGAAGCUUUAAGAGAAAUUUCAGGUCGUUUAGCUGAAAUGCCUGCCGAUUCUGGUUACCCUGCCUAUCUGGGUGCUCGAUUAGCUUCUUUCUAUGAACGUGCUGGUCGUGUAAAAUGUUUGGGUAAUCCUGAUAGGGAGGGAUCCGUUUCAAUUGUAGGAGCUGUAUCACCUCCUGGUGGUGACUUCUCUGAUCCUGUCACUACUGCUACUCUUGGUAUUGUUCAAGUCUUCUGGGGUUUGGACAAGAAACUUGCCCAACGUAAACACUUUCCAUCUGUAGACUGGCUUGGAUCUUAUUCAAAAUACUUGAAAGCAUUAGAUGAUUUCUAUGACAAGAAUUUCGUUGAAUUUAUUCCUCUUAGAACUAAAGUUAAAGAAAUUCUUCAAGAAGAAGACGAUCUUGCUGAAAUUGUACAGUUAGUAGGUAAAGCCUCUUUGGCAGAAACUGAUAAAAUCACUUUGGAAAUAGCUAGGCUUCUUAAAGAAGAUUUUCUACAACAAAAUUCCUAUUCUUCAUAUGAUAGAUUCUGUCCAUUUUACAAAACGGUUGGUAUGCUUAGAAACAUGAUUGGAUUAUAUGAUAUGGCACGACAUGCUGUAGAGUCUACUGCACAAUCUGAAAAUAAAAUCACAUGGAGUGUAAUAAGAGAUUCCAUGAGCAACAUUUUGUACCAACUAAGUAGUAUGAAAUUCAAAGAUCCAGUUAAAGAUGGGGAAGCUAAAAUUAAGGCAGAUUUUGAUCAAUUAUAUGAAGAUAUACAACAAGCUUUCAGGAACUUGGAAGAUUAAAUUUACUCAUUUUGGAUAUUUACCAGCAAUAUCAAUAAAGAAUAAAUAAAAAUGAAAUUUUUUAUCCUAUAUAUUUUGAAAAUCGCAAUAUUUUAAAACAUAUUUUGCGCAUCCAUUGUUAAAAAGUAUUAAAACUAGUUGUUACUCAGUUUAUGUUAUAUUGUCAUAAAUGUAGUAGUGAGCUGAACAAAUAGAUUCAGAGUUACCGUUUAUAGUGUGUUUUAUUGAAAAUCUUAACGUUCUUACAAUCAUUAAACAAAUGUUUAUAUGUAUAUACAUAUUAUAAUAAUAUAUAGUUUAGUUAAAAAUCUAGAAUUAGAAUUAUUCCAUUUGUUUAACCAUUUGGUAAAUAAAAUUACGACUAUGUUCCGUUA
This is a messenger RNA of Diorhabda carinulata, 2383 nucleotides long. Its product is annotated as V-type proton ATPase catalytic subunit A. Lineage: Eukaryota; Metazoa; Arthropoda; Insecta; Coleoptera; Chrysomelidae. Gene Ontology annotation, molecular function: ATP binding; proton-transporting ATPase activity, rotational mechanism; ATP hydrolysis activity. The record is from RefSeq and is a predicted model, not a curated record. Gene Ontology annotation, cellular component: lysosomal membrane; proton-transporting V-type ATPase, V1 domain. Bases 168 to 2009 code for a protein of 613 amino acids. The transcript is spliced from 11 exons. Gene Ontology annotation, biological process: proton transmembrane transport; ATP metabolic process.